AGAAACGAUCUUCAAAUAUCUCUCAGAUUUUGUGGUUAACGAGAAAAAAACUCUCCAUCAAAUUCCGCCACCACUUUCUCUCAAUCUUUCACUCUCCUGAAAUUUUCUAACAUCUCCUACUUUCUCUCUGUCUCAUGUCCAAAACCUCCUUCUCAGAUUCAUUCUUCUUUGUGAGAAUCAUCUAGAUUGGUUUGAUUAUCGGAGUAUUGUUACUGCAGAAAUGAAAAAACAAGGAUUGACAAUUUUUACUAUCAACGAUUAUCAUUGCUAUCUUCUGCUUCUGGUAAGAAUUAUCAAUCCGUUUUUUUCAUUUUCAAAGGAAGAUGAUGUUUAAUCCUUUGAUUCUUGUUAGUGUUAUUCGAUCCAAAAUCUGGUUUCACAGAAGAAAACUAUCACAAUUACUUACAGUAGAGUGAAGGAAACAGCGAAUUUUAGAGUAAUUUGUCGAAAUUUCUGAGAAUUUUUGUCUCUGUUUUUGUCAAAUCCAAGAUCUGUGUCAAAUAGAGUUAUUAUCGAUCUCUGUUAUAUAGUUUUUUUUUUUGAAGGGAUUCUUUCAGGGUUUUAUUCAAAAAAAAUUUUUGGAUUCUGUACAGUUUUUUUUAGAGUGAUUUUGAGAUCUGGGUUUGGUUUUGAUUUUUGUAUAGUUUUUUCAAGGGUUUAGUGGGUAAUUUGGUAAGUUUUUUCUUCAAUUUUGGUUCUGGGGGAUUUCUGGAUUGUGGUUCAAAGUGGCGAAGAUGAGUUUAAGCACCGCUGCCGAUGAAGAUUCGGCACAAGAGAUACAUUUACCAGCAGAUAUAGAUUGGAAAAUGCUUGACAAAUCGAAAUUCUUCUUUCUCGGUGCGGCGUUGUUUUCAGGUGUAUCAGCAACAUUAUACCCUGUUGUAGUACUCAAGACCAGGCAACAAGUAUGUCCAGCGCAAUCUUCUUGUGCCAAAAUUGGGAUGUCGAUGUUACGGCGUGAAGGUUUUCGUGGGCUAUAUCGGGGAUUUGGGACGUCGUUGACAGGGACGAUUCCGGCUAGAGCGCUAUACAUGACUGCAUUAGAGGUUACAAAGAGUAAUGUUGGUAUUGCAACCGUGAGAUUGGGUUUUCCUGAGCCAACUGCUGCUGCAAUUGCUAAUGCAGUUGCUGGUUUGAGUGCUGCUAUGGCUGCGCAAAUUGUUUGGACUCCAAUUGAUGUUGUAAGUCAGAGACUUAUGGUUCAAGGUGGUUGUAUGAAUCAAAUGGAGAAGAAUGGGAAGAACCUGAAUGUGAAUGCGUCGGCGUCAUCGAAUUGUAAAUACCGUGGUGGAAUCGAUGCGUUCAGGAAAAUUCUCAAUGCAGAUGGUAUUAGAGGAUUAUACAGAGGGUUUGGUAUGUCAAUAUUAACUUAUGCACCAUCAAAUGCUGUGUGGUGGGCAUCAUACUCCGUCACCCAGAGACUUGUUUGGGGUGGAGUUGGUUGUUAUUUCUGUAAAAAGGAAGAGAAUAUCAAUGAGAAUGGUAGUAGUGUGAGUAGUUUCCGGCCUGAUUCGAAAACUGUAAUGGCAGUUCAAGGAUUAAGUGCAGCAAUGGCUGGUGGUGUUUCAGCUUUAAUUACAAUGCCGCUUGAUACAAUCAAGACUAGAUUACAGGUCCUCGACGGAGAAGGGAACGAUAAACGGCCUCUGACAAUCGGACAGACUGUCAAGAAUUUAGUAAGAGAAGGUGGUUGGUCUGCUUGUUACAGAGGAUUAGGUCCUAGAUGGGCUUCAAUGUCUAUGUCUGCUACUACUAUGAUCACAACUUAUGAAUUUCUUAAACGUAUGUCUGCGAAAAAUCAAGAAAGCUUAACAUGAUAUGAUGAUCAAGAUAAAGUUUAGUUCUCUAAUCUCUGCUAGCUUAUAUAACUUGAUCAAAACAGAGUUUUGUUCUCUAUAUCUGUUUGGGGUUUGGGGUUUUUUCUCUGUUUUGUUGUUCUUUUGUUUUAAUCUCAUUGUAUUAUCUUUUUUUCUUCUUCUAGUAUUAUGUAUAAAAAAUGUUAUUAAGAGGAAGUUAAGAAAAGGGGUCUUGUUAUCAAA
Papaver somniferum (opium poppy) is the source of this 2039-nucleotide messenger RNA. Its product is annotated as solute carrier family 25 member 44-like. The record is from RefSeq and is a predicted model, not a curated record. Lineage: Eukaryota; Viridiplantae; Streptophyta; Magnoliopsida; Ranunculales; Papaveraceae. The transcript has a single exon. Bases 735 to 1817 code for a protein of 360 amino acids.